This is a messenger RNA of Pelmatolapia mariae (spotted tilapia), 1639 nucleotides long. It is a transcript of the gene pdzk1, whose product is annotated as PDZ domain containing 1. The coding region runs from base 1 to 1560 and encodes 519 amino acids. The record is from RefSeq and is a predicted model, not a curated record. Gene Ontology annotation, cellular component: apical plasma membrane. Gene Ontology annotation, molecular function: signaling receptor binding; protein-membrane adaptor activity. Gene Ontology annotation, biological process: protein localization to plasma membrane. The transcript is spliced from 7 exons. NCBI's taxonomy places the organism in Eukaryota, Metazoa, Chordata, Actinopteri, Cichliformes, Cichlidae.
AUGGCUGGGUACAAGCCAAGGGUGAUUACCCUAUCCAAGAAACCAAAACAGACAUUUGGCUUCUAUCUGAGGGUGGAGAAUGGCGAGGAGGGUCACCUGAUCCGCUGCUUGGAAAUGGGAGGUCCAGCUGAGCUGGCUGGCAUGAAAGACGGAGACCGCAUCCUCCGGGUCAAUGGAACAUUUGUCGAUGAAUGUUCGCAUUCUGAAGUGGUGGACCUGGUGAAAAACAGUGGAACAUCUGUCACGUUUCACAUUCUCGAUGAAUCCUCCUACAAGCAAGCAAAAGCCCAGGGAGUAAACCUUUCCAACCCUGGAAGCAAGCCAGUUGCCAAUGGAGUGGAAAAACAUCGUCCAAAACCCAAACUCUGCUACUUGGUUAAGUCCAGCUCAAGCUUUGGGUUUUCUAUUCGCUCAGUUGAAGGUGAGCGUGGACUUUUCAUGACAGAAGUGACCCCAGGAGGCACAGCUGAAAGGGCAGGGGUCAGACUCAAUGACCGUCUGGUGGAGAUCAACGGGGAAAACGUAGAAAACAUCACACACGAAGGAGCAGUGGACAAAAUUAGACGGGCAGGCAGCCAUGUCAUGUUCCUACUGGUCGAUGAAGAAACAGACAAGUUCUAUCAGAAGACUCAUGCAAAGAUUGGCUCGUGGUUAGCCACAACAAAGUACCUCCCUCGAGAACCACGCAUCAUCAACAUAACCAAAGGAUCUGAUGGAUACGGCUUCACCCUUAGAGAGGAGCCCAAUCAAGCAGGACACUUCAUCAGGGACAUAGAGAGAGGCAGUUCAGCAGAAAAAGCGCGCCUGAAGGAAAUGGACAGGCUGGUGGCUGUGGAUGGCAGAGAUGUGGAGAGCUGCCGCCAUGAGGAGGUGGUAGACAGGAUCAAGCAGAGUGGCAACAAAUGUUGUCUCCUAGUAGUGGACAAAGACACGGACCAAGUGUAUAAGCUGGGGAAAGUUUCUCCUCUGCUUUUCUUGGAGGAGAUGAAUGAUUCCAACUCACCUCCCAGUUACACAGAAGCUGUUAACUUACCCAUUCCUACACGAUCAAGCACGCCUGUUCCAGAGAGGAAAGAGGAACUCAGGCCUAAACUGUGUAAACUGGAGAAGACCUCAGAUGGCUUUGGCUUUCAUCUAAAUAGCAUCCAGGGAGUGUGCGGCCAUUACCUCCAAAAUGUGGUGAAGGGUGGAGUAGCUGACAAGGUAGGCAUGGAGGAUGAUGACAUUGUGGUUGAGGUGAACGGGGUGAAUGUGGAGCAGAGCCAUCAUGAUGAUGUGGUGAAGAUUAUCCAAGGCAGUGGGAAUUAUCUGGAGAUGUUGGUGGCUAAAAGGAGCGUCUAUGAUAAGCUCAAAGCUCAAGGAGUGCCUAUCACACGCCAGCUCCUCGGGGAAACAUCUUACGCUCAAGUCCACAGUGCAAAAACUCCAGAAGCCAGCAAGAGGGAGAGACUGGACGAAGAGGAGGAAGCAAGGCCUACAACCCCGACUGAACCAGAAAGACAGAGGAACUCAUCUGUGUCAUCAUCUUCGUCUGCAGAAAGCGUUGAUGAGAGAUUGUGAGGAGCGACUUGAAGGACCCCUCUCCUGAUUUGGCCUAAUUUGAUGUUGAUCUGUUUCUUUUUCUUCUGUUUAUUUUAAC